Molecule: messenger RNA, 1998 nt
Organism: Prorocentrum cordatum
Lineage: Eukaryota; Dinophyceae; Prorocentrales; Prorocentraceae
Source: the annotation of a GenBank genome assembly
GACUUCCGUUUCCGAAUCUACACUCUCGGCGCAGGGGUCCAGUAUUGUAGAUUCCGUGAGGAGUAUUGUCCAUCCUGCAAGUGCUACUUCGUCGGCAAUUGGAUGUACAAGAAGAAUGCGGGCAUCGGCGGUCGCGCAAACUUCGGCAAGAUGUCUGGCAUCACCGCCGUGUCCACGAAGGCGGCCUUGCCGUACGUCGUGGUGGCCCGGGAGAAAGCGUGGUACGCGGUGGACCUGCAGCUGUUGCAGUUCAUAACUGAUGAUUUGCAACACAGCGGAGGCACGUUCACAUCUGCCAUCCACGUGUGGGCCAAGCAGCACCCAGGGCGCGAGCAGCAAAACCUCAUCCUGGGCGACUUCAUGACGCAGACAGACAACACGCGCGUGCGUCUGGAGGACGCCUGGUACAUGCACAAUGCAAUUCGUCUGGCAGGAGCCAACGCUGAGAGUAUUGAGUGGUCUUUCACGGAGAGCGGAAUAGAGCGCGCCCUUACGAAUAUUGCGGCAUGCGUGCGAAGGGCGCACCUGGCGCGCAUCGCGGAGCACGUGCGGACGUGCCCGAAAUGCGUUGACAAGCUCGUGGUGUUGCUUGAUGGCAAGCACGGCGCCCGCCGAUUCAUCUGCGGCGGCUUGGAGGGCUAUGAACCCAUGGAGGGCCUGGAGUUGGAGUUGUACACUGGCUGCCAACGGAAUGCCCCCACGAAACAAUUCUUUUGCAAGUUCUGCCGCCCGUCCAAGAUAGAGCAAGCGCACUUGAUACCCCAGAAGGAGAUCUUGGGCGUCGCUCCUCCAGGACCGGCCGCUGACGGCGACUCCGCGCUGCGGUACGUGGUGAGCUGCUACGACCCCGAUUUGCCAGAACGCCCCUUCGAGGUGCACUUGCCGCGAGCCGAGGUGGAGAAGGACUUGUUGGCGAAGUUCGAGAAGUCGCUGCUUCGGAGCCGGGGCGAUCACGGCAACAAGAAGUCGCGCCCGGCGUGGAUCAAGGGAAGCCGGCAAUUUGCGCGCUGGCUGAGGAAACAGGCGCCGGCUUGUGAGCCGGCCAGCUCGGUCGCGGCGAGCAAUGGCGCAGGCGCCCGGGGCGGGGCAAAGAAGGCUGCCCAGGCGGUCAGGAGUGGCAAGGGCAAGGCCGCGGGCAUUUCCCGCCGAUCAGGAAGAGGGAGUGCCAGCGGGGCCUUGGCCACGGCACCGAAGCGGUCAGCUCCAGCCAAGUCGAAGAAGCGGCCGGCGGCGGCCGAUGUGAGCAGCAGCGCAAGCAGUGCCCACUCAUUGAGGAGCCGCUGCAAGGGAUGGCUUGCUCUGGACAGCAAGCAGGAGGAAGCUAUCCAGGCGUGCGGCGUUGACAAACUCCACGGGAGCAACAAAGUCAGACGCUGCACUGGAGGCAUCGUGACAGCAGUAACAUCGUGCGGCAUGCUGGUGGACUGGAUGGAGCUCUUCCGGGGCGAGUCCAUCGAGCUGCUAUAUGCGUUCGCGCUGCGGCUUCACAAGGACGGAUGGCGACGCCCGAGCGCGCUGGCGCUGGCAUCGAUCGGGCAGGAUGGCCGCGAGCUGGGCUUCGUCAUUGCGGCCCUGGGGUACGACAAUGCGUGCAAGCUUCUGUCACUUGCCCGGGCGAAGGAAACGCAGUUCCUACCAUGGACGAAGUCUUUCGUGGAGGAAGUGCGGAUGGUGUUGGACAGGUUCCACCGGGACAACCACACUUGGUGUUUGAACAACAUGCCAGAAGUGGACCCCCUGAGGCCAGAUAAUGCCAAGUUGUUGGACAAGAAAAACACGGAGGCAUGUGAGCAGUUGAACUCUUGGAUCAGCGGGAGGACACGGAGUGGCCUCGAGAUGACGCGGGGGCACUUCCAGAUGCACUGGUGGAUCCUUUUUGACGCCCACAACCAAUGGCUCGAGCGAGAAGCGGCAUGCGAGCGCAGGCGUUGCGAGGCGGGGCCCAUGCAGCGCCGGGAGAGUGGGGCACCUCAACGUGCGGGGACUGCUAGUAAGUAG